Molecule: messenger RNA, 2679 nt
Organism: Cryptococcus deneoformans JEC21
Lineage: Eukaryota; Fungi; Basidiomycota; Tremellomycetes; Tremellales; Cryptococcaceae
Product: Prolyl endopeptidase, putative
Exons: 10
Coding region: 152-2575 (807 amino acids)
Biological process (GO): proteolysis
Cellular component (GO): cytosol
Molecular function (GO): serine-type endopeptidase activity; oligopeptidase activity
Source: RefSeq, a predicted model, not a curated record
ACACUUCUUAUCCACUCAUACUAACGAGUCCAUUUGCCCAUAAAGCCAUGUUCAAAAAUGUCAAGUGUUAUCUCUGAUUCAAGCACCUUCCGUCAGAGUGUUUAAAGCAAUCUACCAACGCCUUGAAUACCACUAUCCAUAAUUCGGCAAGAUGAGCGGUCAACAAGCAAGUCACUCUUUCAGCACAGACAAGACGGGCCAUGGCACUCUUAAGAACGUCCAUGCGUCUGAUUUUACAAUCAGCCCCGGACAGUGGAAGAAAAAUGUUAACUUUUCACCAUACCCAGUUCCUCCUCAACAUGGGGGCAUUACUGAAAUUAUCCACGGAAUUGAAAUCGAGGACCCAUGGCGAGCUCUUGAAGACCCCGAUUCCGAGGUGACAAAGAAGUUCGUCAAGGAACAAAAUGAUUUCUCUGUUCCCAGACUUACCAACCACCCCCUUCGAAAAGAGCUCGAAGCCGCCGUUGAGCAAUGUUACAAUCAUGAACGUAUGACCAGUCCCGAACUUCAGGGCGAUGGAUACUAUUAUUGGAAGUUUAACCCUGGUACCUCUCCUCGGGACGUCAUCGUUCGAUCGAAGGAUCUCAAACGCGACUUUGGGAAGGCUCCUGGCGGGAGUGGUCCCGAAAUUUUCUAUGACUUGAACAAGGAGGAGAAUAUCUCUCUUUAUGCCCAUAGCUUUAGUCCUAGCGGGAAACUCUGGUGUGCUGUUCUGCAGUAUGCAGGGAGUGACUGGCAAAGGAUUCGAGUCAUCGACACCGAGAGCAAAGCUGUCCUGGAAAAGGACUUGGGAGGAUCGAAGUUCACUUUCGGCGUUACUUGGGUAGGCGAGAAGGGUUUUAUUUACAAGCGGUCAAUCGACUACGAUGCCACUAGUGACGGUUACGACGGUAUCGACGGCUCCUUCGGCAUGUUCUACCACGCAGUCGGCCAACAUCAGUCCACCGAUGUUAUCGUUUGGAGUCCCCCGCCUGGAGAGUUUCAAUUCAUUGGUAAAGCCAAGGUCGUUGCCGUUGAUGAGAAGGAGGAGAACAACAAAAGGGCAUUCUUGGCUCUCGACAUCUACAAGAAUACCAGUCCUGAGACUGAGCUGCUGCUGGUCGAGUUGCCCGGCGGCACUGCAGGCCCUGCUGGCGUUCUUCUUCCAGAACUGGUUACCAAGGAGAUGAAGUGGGUAUCCAGAGGUUUUACUGGAGAAACUCAUUAUAUUGGUUCGUCCAGUGCCGAACGUCACUUCUUCACUUCUUUUACGGACGGCGUCUCUACCGGCCGUAUCAUUGCCUUCGACUCCGCCGACUGGGAUGCCACAGACAUCGACAGCCCCUUACCUAUGCAAGAGAUUGUACCCGCGGAUCCCGAAGGCCACCAACUUCAAAGCGCCUACUUCAUCGGCGACCGACUGCUCGCUCUCAUCUACCUCAAACACGCUUGCGCCUCUGUUGUCUUCAUUGACGCUCGGACGGGCAAGCCUCUGGGUUCUGCCGAUGCCCAAGGUACCCAUGGUAACGUUGCUGCCGACCCAGAGACUCAAGUGCCCGUUCCAGAGGAAGAGGUCCAGCACGCAAAGGAAGGGCAAGUCGUCAUUCCAGAGCACGGUGCUAUCACCAGCAUUUCUUGCCGACCUGACGCCAACGACUUUUACUUUACCGUUGACACCUGGGUUGCGCCUUCAUACGUACUCAAGGGUGAGCUCAUCAAGAACAAGGCUGGUCGGUACGAGGUAGACAUUAGUAGUGUCAACUCUUCUGAGACCGCUGCUCAAGAGACGUUGGUUUGUUCUCAAGUAUUCUAUACCUCACAUGACGGUACCAGGAUUCCCAUGUUCAUCUGUCACCCUCAUGACCUUGACCUCACACGCCCUCAUCCUCUGCUUCUCCAUGCUUAUGGGGGCUUCUGCUCGCCUCUUAUUCCCCACUUUGACCCAAUGUUUGCCGUUUUCAUGCGUAAUCUCCGAGGAGUGGUUGCCAUCGCUGGUAUUCGAGGAGGUGGUGAAUACGGCAAGGCGUGGCAUGAAGCUGCUAUCGGUAUCAAGCGCUCUGUCGGCUGGGAUGACUUUGCUGCCGCCGCUCGAUAUGUUCAGUCUCGAGGACUUACCACCCCUUCUCUCACCGCAAUCUACGGUAGCUCCAACGGUGGUCUCCUUGUUUCUGCUGCCACUGUUCGAAACCCAGAGCUUUACUCUGUCGUGUUUGCUGAUGUGGCUAUCACAGACUUGAUCAGAUACCACAAAUUUACACUCGGACGAAUGUGGAUGACUGAAUAUGGCUCCCCAGAAGAACCUGAAACCCUCGCGGUUCUUCGCGCUAAUUCCCCUCUUCACAAUAUCAGCCGCGAUCCUUCUGUCCAAUAUCCUGCUAUGCUCCUCACCACCGGUGACCAUGAUACACGAGUGGUACCCGGUCAUUCGCUCAAGCUACUUGCAGAGCUGCAGACUCUCAAGGCUAAGAACCACGGGGCAAUCCUUGGUCGAGUGUACAUAAACGCAGGGCACGAACAAUCAACAAAGUCAACCGAGAAGAAAGUUGAGGAGGCGGUUGACCGUUUGGUAUUUGCACUUGACAACAUCAAGAUUUGAUGUGAUAUCUUGAAGACAUUUCCGGGACUUUCGAUGGUUAUCUUGAAACAAAUCUAGUGUAUUUUUAUGUAAAAAUGUCGUCUCUCUUAAAUGAAUACAUAUCG